Molecule: messenger RNA, 1629 nt
Organism: Fonsecaea pedrosoi CBS 271.37
Lineage: Eukaryota; Fungi; Ascomycota; Eurotiomycetes; Chaetothyriales; Herpotrichiellaceae
Exons: 1
Coding region: 1-1629 (542 amino acids)
Source: RefSeq, a predicted model, not a curated record
AUGGCGCCCCAACCUGAAGGGUCAAACCCAUCUCUAACAGCCGAAGGCUGGACCUUCCUCGAAUCUGACAAUGUGUCUGAAAUAUCCAAUUCCAGCUCACUUGAUGAACUCUUCGAGCAGAAUCGUCUGCAUCUGACCGUCAAUCCUCUUGACCCGUUCUUGCCUACGAUCCGUCCCACAAACGACCUUUUCUACGAUCCAAUAGUUCCCGCUGCAACUCAAUCCGUCUCUCCAGCUCGGGUCGACGCCAGCGACGAUGAUGCUGCAGCAGCUGAGACUAAGCCCGAUCAAGCUGACCUUGCAUUCCAGAUCUUGGACACCCCCCUCCAUGAUGCUACAUUCGACUCGGAGGACUACUUUGACGAUAUUCUAUCUGGUUCUUUUGUGGCUGGAUAUGUUGCGCCUGCUGAGGAGCAAGUCUCCAGCUACGAGAAUGCGGUUAAUGCCAACAACUAUGACUUCCUGGAUCUAGAUCUAGCUACCAAUGACUUCGCCCCAGGAAACAGCAUGUUGCAACCUGCUUCACAGCUGGCCAGUCUCGACACAUUUGACCCCGACUUCUGGGCGUCCUUUCCCACAGACAUAGACACGGGAUCUCCUUUCCUCCCCAGUGUGCUCGACAAUGUGCACUACCCUCCAGCUCCCGAGGAGGUUCUGUUGACGCCGCGCUCCCUGAGCAAUUUGGCCGAUUUCUAUGGAUACUCCGAUCUGAUAACCGACCCUACUUCCACCUCAGCUCCACAGCAUUCUCUAGCUGACGCCUUGCCGACUGUGCCAGACCAAGAACCCGAAGAUCCACUCCUGGAGGAUCCUGGCCAACUUGGAAUGUCUCAGCCAUGGCAGCAUAACCUUUCAGAGCUUGGCUUUAGUCAAACUCCUAUUGAUUUCAUGCUAGAGGAUAUUCUCUCCCAAACCGACGACAACGAUGACAACGCAACUCUCUCUGAUUCGACGCUGGGGUCUAGAUCAUUCACAGAAUCCGCAGUUUCGUCUUCCUCUAGUGCAACCCGAAGCUCUUCCAAGCCGUCGGGGAGAUACAGACACAGCCCAGAAUGGUUUGAAGCGGGUGUAAGACGUCAGCGAAAGGCUGCUUCCAAGACCCCGGCUGCAGACUAUCACGAGAGACUCGCGCGCAAGCGAGAAGAGCAUCGACAAUACCGGGAGGGGCUUCGCGAGAAGCUUCUGAGGGGGCGUGGAAUAAGACGGCUUCAUACGCCACCCCCGACUUCUAGCUCCCCUCUCCAUCUGGCUGUUCCUCGAAGUACACCUACACAGCGACCAAGUGUGUAUCGCCCGCGCCAUGUAGCACCCGCUUCGGUUCUCCGUCCCGCCCAACCCCCUGUCGCAAAUCCAGGCACCAGAGUCGUAUGGUACCAAAAGGAAUCAGCCAGCACGGGUGCGGUUCUAGGAUAUGUUCGCCACGUCGAAGAAUUCUACCCGCAUCUUCCUGCCACUGUUGGUACUCCUCUCAUCCGUGUGACUGCUCCUGCUGUGACUCCUGUUUCAGCGCGCAGCUCUGUGGUUUCGUUACCGGUGUCGCAUAGAGGACAAGCACCACUGCCGACCCCGGCCAUGCAUGGAGUACCUGCAGUUCUUGGGGGACCUAAGCGUCCCAUAUUCCUAGAUUGA